This is a messenger RNA of Phycomyces blakesleeanus NRRL 1555(-), 2031 nucleotides long. RefSeq lists its product as hypothetical. NCBI's taxonomy places the organism in Eukaryota, Fungi, Mucoromycota, Mucoromycetes, Mucorales, Phycomycetaceae. The record is from RefSeq and is a predicted model, not a curated record. Gene Ontology annotation, biological process: positive regulation of phosphatidylinositol biosynthetic process; protein localization to vacuolar membrane; vacuole inheritance. The coding region runs from base 187 to 2031 and encodes 614 amino acids. The transcript has 8 exons. Gene Ontology annotation, cellular component: fungal-type vacuole membrane; PAS complex.
UAAAAAAAAAUCGCAAAAAAAAGAGGGUGAUAUUUUUCAACACUACAGAAAAAUAAAGGAGGAUCCCUCUUCUUCUUCUUCUUUCUCUUCUUCAUCCUUUCCCUCUUUUAUAUAUAUUCUUUUUGUCUUUCUUCAAUUCAUUCUUUUCUUUAUUAUCAUUCUUUCUUUUCUGACUUGGUCUUUGUCAUGGCGACAUACUAUAGUCCGUCCCAAAUCCCGAGUACUGUUACUCUAGAUGACUCUGGAAUCGGGGCAACAACAACCAGUACUGAAGAUGAGCUCUUGUCUUCUUCACCUUCUAGAUCCCGCACCUUACGACGAAAACCUAAUAUGGAUGUCGCCACCCCACUUGCUCGAAACGUUUCCAGAACCCGCCCUAAUUUCAGUGCCGUGCAGAGCUCAGACGCGUCUAGGUUUAUGACCCUCGAUUCAUUGCCAUUCAGAAGUCUAAUGCCGUCGAAAUCGAGAGACCUUCUUGCAAGCAAGCAAGAUUAUAUUAGCGGUGGUUCAUUGAGACAGCUUACUGUUGAAACUGCCGUAUUUCCAGAUCCGCCUAUCUUUCACACAAAUGAAGCCAGACGGGUGACUUCCCAAGGAGAUGUAAAGAGCAUAAAAUCCGGAAAUGAAUCGAUACGCUCACAAAAGAAGAAGCGACGGCCAAUCGCCUCGAGCUAUAUUACGCCUACAGAGAUCUUUGCACAGAACCUAAGUGAUGCUGUACUUGAUGUUGAUGAUUCUGAUGAACACGAAGGAUAUGUUUAUCGUGACAAGACUUCACAAGCUUCAUUCUAUCCACCACCCUGGUCUAAUGUUGACUCUGACCACCCACAAUCCUUCCACGGACCUUCUUCAUUCUACUCUACCUUGCCACCACACAAUCGAUACUCUACUCCUUCUACAGCAGCAGGAUCAGUAGUAGGAGCAGCAACAGAUCAUAUGAAUCCCGGCGGUGGUGGUGGCGGUGGCGGUGGAACCGAGGGGUCGGAUUAUUAUGCACGAGAAAAACCUUCAUAUUCAUCCUUUUACAACUACAAUUACAACAGCGACCAGCAACAGCCACAGCAACAACACAACCAACAAUAUCAAAAGCAAUCGCGGCAUUCUCCUCGCCGACCGGUUCUACGAUCAGCCGUUUCCGAACUACCCACAACUGGCGGACAUCCUUACACGCUCUCCUCUCUACAAAAGAAACCAAGGUACCAGCGACAGGAUUACUGGUAUCCAAGUGAUGAUGAAAACAGGCCCCUUGUGAAUAGAGCCUAUGGUAAAAAAAGACGAAAGCCGAGUGGCAAAAAUAAAGGAAUGAUUCUACUUUGGAUUUUUCUGGGUUGCAUGGCUGGUACUGGUGCUAUAUGGCUAUUCUUGAUCUUUGUCGCUUCCCCACUGACAGAGGUUGAGGUUGUUGGGAUCAGUAAUGUCCUUGGUACUCAAAAGGAGCUCAUAUUCAAUUUACAAGUACGAGCCAGAAACUACAAUUGGUGGACAGUUCAGAUCAGCCAUGCAUCUUUUAGUGUUUUUGCAUCCAGUCAUUUUGUACCCACUAUAGCCAGUAUGAAUCAAACCAAUGACAGCCCUUUGGAAUCAAGUGAAUCGUCAUUAGUAGGGAUUGACCCUCAAGGUGCUGAUCCAGCCGAAUUUCUUGGGACUAUUUAUCAGUUAGAAGAUCCACUUGUAUUUGAACCUGGAAAGAUAUUUCACUCUACACAAAGCACGGCCAUCAGUCAAAUCCAAAUCAAGAAUCCCGGAGCCACCCAUGGCGACAAUCGUGGAAAUGAGCGUUGGUCGCUCCUUAUAAGAUACCCGUAUGAGCUUACAGUCAGAGGUGUGCUAAAAUAUAGCUUAAUGUCGUUACCUGGUGUGACACAACUACACUCGGCUCGUGUUUGCAAUGUUUCCAGUAUCGAUCCUGCCACAGGAAAGAUAUCUGACGUACCACUACCUGAACGAACCAUUUGUGAUGAUCCUUCACCUGUAGAGGUCUUAUACCCAUUCUCCUCACAAACCUAUUCCCCUUUAUCAAACUUACCUUGA